CGUUAUUCCGGCCGGAGCCCACGCUAGUAAAUUAAUAGAUCAUUCUAGAUUCAGAUAACAAGUUGGUUUCCAUGCAUUCAAUUUCAAAAACUUGAGCUCUGUUUUCAUCUUUCUGUUGGGCUUAAGGCGAUGAGUUGCAGAGAACCAGUGAGUAGAAGGUUAACUCAGCCUGCUGGUACAGUUCUGGCCCACUUGGAAAAAGCCUUGGCCCAUUCCAGAUGAAAUGCCAAAUCCAAUAGUAACGUGUAAUGUUUAUAUAUUUUUUCUUUAUUACUUUUUUGUUUUAUAAAAGUUUUCUUUAUUACUUUACAUUAUCUUUGCGAGGAAAAAGUCAGGAACGUGAUGCGCUGUGUAUCCCUUUUUUAAAUUAAGCAAAACCAGAACUGCAUCAUCAGAAAUCCAAUUUCCAACACGACAGUCCACGCCUCAAGGAUGGAUAAGACACCAAACACUUGUUCCUCGCGCUUCCCCUUGUAGCAUUUGCAUGAGUAAUUUCAUUAUUAUUAUUAAUAAGAUACUGGGACCCGAUCAUUUUGUAGAAAAAAGCUGAGGUAUGAAAUUUGAUAAUGUAAUAGGGUGUAUAUUAUUGUAUAAUUUUUUUUGGAACGAAUUAAAAAUCAGCCUUAUGAACCAAAAUCAAGUAUUCGUUAUCUUGUGAAACAAUAUUGUUUCUGGUAAUAUGAUGAGGUAGAUAAGUUUUAUAGAAACCGAAUUCCAGAAAAUCGAAUAAAAAAUCGCCUAUCCCGCCGGUUUUCGGGAAAUUGGCAUCUCACAAUCGUUCCUACCUUUUACUCGGCCCAUUGGCCGAUUAAUUUGCUUUAUAAAACUUUCAUCUUGUCAUCAUUGUGCUUUCCGGUUUUUUGCCAAGCCAUGAUAAAAUCUAAAGAAAUCAAGAAUGAACAACACGAUUUGGGAUAGGAAUCAUCGUUCCUGUAUCCCUAGAAAAUGGUGGUAAACACGGACUCACCUGCCAAACUGGUUUGGAUUGAGAUUUUUAUCGGGUAUCAGGGAACCAUGUGAUCAUAAAUUAGACUUGAUCAAAACGGGCCAAAACUUGAAAUUAAGCCUGUUUGACCGACCCAUGCCAAACUCUAAUUAUUCUUUACUUUUAAACUUUCUAUUUGAAAAUAAAAAAUAAUGAAAGAAAAGAGAUGACUGCAAUUCGCCAUUUGCACAUCACUGAUUCGGGAAUAAAACUAUAGAAUUUUGAAAAGAAACUGAAAAUAUUUAGGAUCGUUUUAAUGUUAAAAAUAACCAAAUAGAUCUUUCUGUUUAGUUUUUUACUAACAAAUACCAAACGAUUCCCUAAAAUAUACACUAUAAUUUAAUCAUUAUGAUAUCAAAUAAUUACAUAAUAUAUAUAUUUGAAAUGAUAAAAUUGGACUUAUUGGGUUGGUCGAGGUUGAACCAUUGAAUAAUUUUAAAAUACAUUAUAUUUUAGCCACUAAGAUAUAAAAUAAUAGCAUAAUAUAUAUUAUGUUAGAGAAAAUAGUUUGUUUUAGAAUGACAAACCCAUGAUGUUCAUUUGUUUUACUUGAUGGGCAAAUCCCGUGUAGGUCAGGACCACUCAACUCUUUUAUGUUAUGAUUAGCGGUUAGCCCAUUAGAAUCCAUGCAUUAGUUUAUUGUUAUUUUUUUUCUUUUUAGCAAUAAAAAUGACUAUUGUUUUUGCCUUUUCAUAUAUAUUUUACCACCACGAAGAAAUAAAAGGACUUAAAGAAAAAAAUUGACACUCCUGGACUCGUUUAAAUCCGCAUAUGUACGGUAAGUUGACCCGUUCCACAGUGGAAAAAGAAAAAAAUUGGCACUCCCUAUUCUACCCUUCUUACAAACGCUCAUGGAGCAGGGAAUUUGAAAUGGGGGAUGGUUUUUUCCUCUCUGCGAUUAUAUGUUUUUAAUUUAAAAAGAUACAACAAAUGUACUUAGUGUGAUUGGUUAUGAUCUUUACUUUUCUUUAAAGUGGUCAUGGUUCGAAUCCUAGUAAGUGUCUUUUUAAUGAAUAAAAAAAAGUAAUUGUGAAGACCAAAAUGUCCUUACUACUUUCACUCUGGAUGCAAGAAAUUUGAAAUGGGGCUUCAAGUUUUCUCUUUUGGCUUUUAUUUAUUGGGUAGAUUAGCCAACGAUAUAGACAGAUGUUAACAAAUAAUGAACCCUCGAGAUAUGCUAACAAAACAUGAUUUGUUACGAAAAGCGUAUUUGUUGGGGGCAUACAGGAAGCCCAAGGUAGGAGCCCAGAGGGUUGAAGUGGGCCAGAAGUGCGAGAAUGACAAGGGGAAGGCCCGACCCAAAAGGGGCCUGGGAUUGUAACCUAUGUGGUGGGACCGAGAGUGACGUAAGGCGCAUAACGACAAAAGUGGCAACGGCCGGGAACGUACUGAGGGAUCAGGACGUGGGGCCAUGCGCCUCGGUGUCGAGAACCGGUGUCAGAAUGUCGGGGCGCAUGGCAGCGGUAAGGUACAAUGCAUUUAAUGUGGUGAUGAUGUAGGCCGGAUUCGGGGGGGGGGGGGGGGGGGGGGGGGGAGUGGUCGACCCUACCCUGGGUAUGAAUAGUGAAGUUUGUGGAGCUCAUUUACUCAGGUUGGAACUUCUCUCUAAAAACUACACUUCACUUCUCUCUCUAGAAAGACUGUUCUAACUUGACCGUCUGAGUGCUAACAAGCCCUAAGCAAGGGGUUCGGUGGGCGCCUUCGUGUGCAGGAACGAGGCGCGAGGUCGGAGCGUGUUCUAAGAAGGAAGACACAUCGGUCAUUGGGGGGCUUCGGGUUACGUGGCACAAACAGUAUUGGUUAUAAUGAUUGAUUUUUUAAAUUUUGAACAUAUAAAUUUCUUAGACUCUAAUCUUUUGUCCAUAGCUAUGAUUGUAACAUCAAGAAUACGAAGAAAUUACCAUUUCAUUGGUCAGGUCGCAACUAGUGAAAUUUGUAAUCAGCACCUUAACGAGUAUUAUCAUAGCACUAAAUAGAAUAAUUUACCUUUUUUUCUUCAACGGACCAGUCCCUUUGGUAACACAACAAUGACAUAAACGGUUUACUAUUAGCCUAUAUAUGACGAGCUUCACUGAGCUAUUAAACUUAUAAUCUGAACUUCACAUGAUUUUGCGAUUUUUUUAAUGUUUUUCAAAUUGGCAUAAAAUUCAUGAAAAUUGAGCGUACAUUGUCGCAAAGGUACACAACACAAUAACAAGUGCAUGUCUCAUCAUGUAAACUGGUAAAAGCCUUGUGACAUAUGAUUAUGGAGCCCUUCUACUAUGCUAUAUAGUAUUGGUGCUUUAAUGUACAACUCAAAGUUUGUACCAUAAAAUUAAAUGUAUAAGUUUAGGUUGUACCAUAAAGCAAUUUGUACCAUUAUGUUAUGGUACAACUUUACAACUUGAAGUUGUACCAUCACAUAAAUGUACAAGUUCAAGUUGUACCAUAAAAGAAUUUGUACAAAAAGUAUAGGUACAAUCUAAAGUUGUACCAUAACAUAAAUGUACAAUUUUAAGUUGUACCAUCAAGGCAAAAACCUAUAACACAUAUACUAUAUAGCAUUGUAAAAUUUCUCAUGAUUAUGGACGCGGAUGUGUAAAUUAGAGGAGCUCAAUGUUCGUCUUUUGAUUCGUAUUCUUUCGAGGUGUGUGACCCUAAUGAUAUCAUAUUCCACCAACGUUACGUUCCUAUAUGAUAUAGGCACUCUGGGGUCGAUCUUUGUAUGGUACAAUUACAAGUAGCCAAAUAAAUUUGGCCAAAUUUAUCCUGUUGGGUUGGGUGUGAUCUGGAUGAACCCAAAAAUGGGAAAAAGAACAAUUUGGCAUAAUGGGAUUUUUUGGAACUGAAACAAUUCUUUUCUUGUUUUUACCUAUUCGAGUAGUGAAUUUGAGAUUGGUCCAAUCAGAAAAGAGAAGAGAGGACACUUGGGACACGUGACUGACACCUGUACCCUUUGCAUGCCAGAGAGAGAGAGAGAAAAAUCCCAAUUCCUCCCUAUCCCACAACGUAAAACAAUAAUAAUUAAAAAAAAAUUGGCGUAACGGAAAGCAGAAAUAAUUGCUUCACUUAAAUGAGUGUGCAGCCAGCAGCACCAUAGAAAGAGAGAGACUUUUAUUACGCUACGAAGAAAGAAUAAAGGCUGGGCUCGGCUGGGUUCUCCCUUCCCAUCCCAUUCGCUAUCCUCUCAUCUUCUUGCUCUCCUUCCUUUUUUUCCCCCCUUUAUCUACUUUCGGCCGAAUUCUCUUUUGGAGUUUUCCUACUUGCAUAUAUUGUGAGCUUUCUUCCUCGAAAACCCUAGCUCCCAGAUCUGGAUCCCUUUCCUUCGACUGCUGCUCAUCCCAUCCCGCCUGGAGAGUACUGUAAGUGAGAAGAAAAGGGUUCGUUCCUUCAAAUCAUUCACUGCCAUGGAUGGAUUUGUUCUUCCUGCAGGUGGGCGUUUAAUUAGGUUUCUGGGCGGAGGGUGGAGAAAGAGAAAAUUUGACAGAAGAGAGUGAGCACACAGAGGGAUUUUGUUACCAAGAGUCUGUACCAUUGCUUUUGCGUGCUCACUGCUCUAUCUGUCACAUUCCAUUUCCGUCCUCCCCUCCCCUCUUUUCCUCCUUCUGCAGAUCCCACUCUCUCUCUCUCUCUCUCUGAAUCUCUUGUACUUUCAGCUCUAAUUGUCGCGUUUUUGGUGCUUGCUUGCUUACACCUGGUUGGUUGUGGGUUAUUAUAAAACUAAGUAUUAACUAAUAAAUAUAAAUCUAUGGGUUUUUACUGUGCCCGGCGAUGCUUUUGAUGGUGUUUAUUUGUAGGGAACAAGGGCUAGAUUAUUAUUACUGUGCAGAUUAGCGGGCGGAGGGGAGCAAAUUCACUGUACCCAACCAACAUGGGACCAUUCACGUAAACCUAGCUUUCUUAUUAAUGGUUGUGAUGGAUUGGUUUUCUUUCUCUAGCUAAACUAGUAUGGUCCUUCCUUCCUUCCCAGUUCUGUGUGUGUUUUCACCCCGUUAAAGCUUUUGCAUUUUGGGGCAGUGAUCAGUCAGUCAAGUCGUCUUUGAAUUUGUGUUCAUGCGCAUGCGACUAUACUGCUCGGUUAAUGCCACCACCUAUAUCUAGACCAUCUAGUGGGUGGUUUUACUAUUACACAUAAAAACUCAGUUUAAAUCUCUCCUUUCGUGCUAACAGUUGCUUAUCCUUUUAACUUUUUUUUCCAUUGUUUUUCUUAUUGUCGAUCUAGCUAAUACUGUUAUCUAUGGCUCGGAUCUGGUCCAAGUUCAUAUAUGUCGUGCUUUUGAGAAGAAUGAAAGAAAGAAAGAAUCCCUUAAUCUUGUUCAGGUUUGCAAAUCUUCUUCCCAUUAUUUUAUGGAGUUAAUUAUUUACAUUUUUUUUUCUCAGACUGUUUAGGAAGUUUUCGUGUGCACUCUUUCAUUACCUUACAAGCUUUUCUAUAGUAUGAGCUUCAUCUUCCUGCAGGUCCUCGGGACAUGGCAGUAAUGAGCCUGGCUCCACUUGGAGGGGUAUGUCGUUUUUCUUCUGACAAUGGAUUCAUCAUUUGCUUGUUUUUGACUUCCAUGCACAUAUUUAUGCUUUCUGCAAACACAAAAGUUUCUUAAAUCAAUUCCAUCGCCAGCUAGAUCCUAGUUCCUAGGAUUGGUAAUUGAUAAUUUCCAGAUUUGGAUAUGUCUUUAUUAUAUAUAAAUAAAUGUGUUCUUUGUACUAGAUGCUUCCUAAAAUCGAUAACAAUGUAUUAGAAAAGCCGUUGAGGGAUGAUAGGAUUCGAAAGAUUUGGAAAAAUUACUUUGCCUGUUGCUAUUUUGAUAUAUAGUUAGCAUUGAGCUGAAGAUUUGCUUUCAGCAUAUAGUACUAGGGCAUUAAACAGAAGCCUAGGGCCUAUAGGGGUUGGCACGGAGAUUAUCGAGUAAGGUCGUCUAACCUUUUUUACACCAGUGUUGCAGUUGGACCAAUUAUAUUGUUGAUGAGAUGAUGUAUUAAUUACAAAGUUAAUUGGUUACUGAAUGUCUCUUCGCUUAUUAGUAACUGAUCAAUUUUACUAAAACUCACUUGUUAAAAUGUUUGAAGUGAAUCUAAGCGAAUCGGUAAAUGCCUGAUCCGAGACAUAUCAGACUGAUCAAAGCUCUUCUGGUUAGUGCAGGCCAAAUUGGUGAUGAGCACAGAUCAGAUUGUGUAUCCAUUACUUGACCGGUGGUCUUAGCUAGCUGGCUAAUUAGUAGCACCAAAUGGAAGUGCUAGCAGGUCUAUAUUUCCUUAGUAAGUUCCCUGUGUAUGUUUCGUCUUCGAAAUUUAGUUCAAAUGACAACUCUUAGGCAUGUUAAUUAUAGUUUUGUGAUUGGUUGGUUGUUGGUUGAAUAAAUUCCCAAUUUCACCUCCAUUGAUUCACUAGUUUUAGGUUGUUUGGAGAGAAAACUAGAUCAGCAUCGAUAAGGCAUACAAAUUAGUCAGCAUCUACAUUAAUUGUUUUUACUGAACCAAGCCACACAGUACUAGUGCAUGAGAAAAUACAAACAGGAUAAAAGGACAAAUUAUUUUGAUAAUUAAAAAAAGCAACAUAUGGUCCAGUUUACAUAAUUGCCAUACACCCCUACUAGGGAUCGCUGUACAUUUGUACCUUACAAUGCUUUUUAUGCACAAGUAUUUUCUAUCCUCUCUCUAGCUAGGUAACCCUAUUACGGGUUCAUGUGUUGCUGAAUUUGUUUACCAAGAGGCAAGGGUACUGGUCCACGAACAAGUAAGUACGAGGUCUUACAUCUGCUGUACCAUUUGGAGGGCCAGUAGCGAUACCAAGUAGAUGAUAUACAUAGUAAUUGGAUGAUCGAAAGUAGACUUCUCUUGGUUCUCCGGUGACGUCUGUAUUCUUAAUAUAUAGGGGGUUGAAGCUAGGCUAAAGCAGCAGAGGUACUGGUAUAUCCGAGGAUGAAAUCUGGAGUGGGAUUAGUGUGGUCCUUGGUUUAUCAAAUAUAGCUUGGAUUCUUUAUAUGAAUCAAUGAGUCCAUAGCCUUUAGGCAAGAAAGGUUAAUUUCUGAUGCUUGUGGAUCUGGGACAUUCUGUUCUACAGUUCUGAGACCCAGCGUAGCAAUUGAUUCGUAAACUAUGUAUAGACUUCUCCUACUACCUACUACAUCUCUUGUUGAUGCUUUUUAGUUUUUACACAGGGCUUUAUCAAACAAGUUGAUCAAACUAAGUGAAAGAAUAUGACGACCUCUACGUUCAAGCUAGUUGCUACCGAUUUUCCUUUGUCAAGUUUCACCUUUUCUUAAACUUGUUUCCUGUUUAUAUUGUUGCUUUGUGUAAUCUUACCCCAAGGUUAAGAACCGGACAUCAUGUAAUAGAGUUGCAGAUCUCUUUAUUGUGCAGUUGAUUCUCUGAGAUGAGCUAGAAACGGGAGCCGUACUUGAUUUUCAAUGGUGGGGAAUCCGAUCGGGUUUUCGUAGGAGAGGUAAACAAAAUGCUUCCUAUUGAUGAUAGGUUUCACAUUCAUCUAUGGUAGAAUAUAUAUAUAUAUUUUUUUACAAGAUCUAUGGCUGAAUAUGAUGGAAGCAAAUUGUGAUUUCGUGGGCCUGAUAACUCCUUGUUUUAAAUGGGAUGAAACUUACAGCUAGCGAAGGGCUUUGGGAUUAAGGUAGAGUGACAGCCGUCAAGAAGAAUCAUCCACAGUUGAUAGCCUGAUUGGAAGAGCCUAAUUCUAAGACGAUAAGCCGCCAUCAGAAUCACCCUAUUUACAGCCCACUGAUUUGUGACUUUGUGACACCAAAGUCUUGUGGUUGUGGAUGUUGGUUCCCUGAUUUGACCUAAACAGAUGAAGAUUGGCUAGUUGGGUGAUUGCGUUUGUUUGUUGUUGAUGACGAAACUGAGGCUGCACGUACGAACGAUGCUACUCUAGUUACAGAGAUAACUGGCGGGCGGUUUGCCAGUAUGUAAAUACACUAGGUAACUAACAGAGUCUGCAGGUUGAAUUCAAUAUCCAGCUGGUUGAAGAAAGCGGGAGGAUAUAGCUAGAUUCCUUUCGACGGAGAUUAGCUUUGCUCGACAGCAGUAGAUCAAAACAGUCACGGGGCAGCAAGUGAGCGCAGCUGCUUAUCCAAACUGUUUCAUUCUGCAAGGAAACCUAACAUUGUAAUCCUUUAUUAGCUGUCUGUCUACUUGGUCAUCCAACUAUUUAUUUGAAGCAUUGUAAACUAUUGAAGUUCAACAGCACAAAAGCAAACACUUCCCAGUUCCGCACGCCUGAAUUCUGAAAGAGGCACGAGAGAGCUUACAAAUGAAGCCGCUGUUCCAUACCCUUCGACGAGCUAGUGAGGCAGUAGCCAGCAAUCCACGGCGGCCGCGAUCCUUCCCUGGUGCUUGGCUUUUAAGAUCGGAGCUCAGGCAGUUCAUUUAUUUCGACUUUGGAGGCCGAAAUCUGGAAGGAAUGAAUGGAUGCGGUGGCCGGCGGGAAAUGAAUGAGGAUCGGAUGUCUAUUUUUCUGUUUUCCUUUUUUGUAUUUUGUUUUUAGAUUUUAGGAUAUUUAAGGGACUGAACUGAAAGUAGGGGAAGAGUCCUUUCCUGAUUCCGUGUGAUUUGAUUUGAGAGAGAUGCCGUUAUCACCACAGCUGAGGGAAGUACAGAGCAGAGGUACUAUAGAAUAUAUGUCCAUCUAUGUACGUUUCUUCUUUUGCCCUUCUUUUUUAAAGUGUCCCAUCCUUUUUAACCCUAACUGCAAAUUCCGUGUUAAUUAUUGUUUAUUGCUAUUUCCCAAAGCGAUCCGUUAUUAAUUAGUCUUGCUUUGUUAACCUAACAAAGUGAUCAAGUUACCUGCUUUUCCGUCCAUGAUUAAUAGUUUAAUAACAGGUAACAUUGGAC
Molecule: messenger RNA, 8806 nt
Organism: Linum trigynum
Lineage: Eukaryota; Viridiplantae; Streptophyta; Magnoliopsida; Malpighiales; Linaceae
Source: the annotation of a GenBank genome assembly